Messenger RNA from Cuscuta campestris, 2033 nucleotides. The record is from the annotation of a GenBank genome assembly. Lineage: Eukaryota; Viridiplantae; Streptophyta; Magnoliopsida; Solanales; Convolvulaceae.
CGCCUGCCAGUGGGUCAUCAUUACGCCGCCUGACGCGGCGCAACCUGGAGAGGCCACGUCACUUCUUUCAGCCCUCCUCUUCCUAUAUAAAGGCCUCCAACCCCCUUCUCUUCUCACUUUUCGCACUUCGCCUUCCAGAGCUUUCACCGGUCGAGUUUCUUCUCUUUCUCUAUCCAGCCCUCCGAGUCAAGUAAGUUUCCCCUUCCUCCUCUGCUUUCUUUCCCGGUCAUGUCUUCUUUUAGCGAUAGGAUUUCGUCCUCAGAGGACUUCUCCUCUGAGGACUCCAACUCAUCUUCCUCGACCGGGUCUUCUUCUCCUGAAUCCACGCCCGGUCAGGUCCCCCACUCCUCUAUUCCCGACCCGCAUCCUGUUAAUCAGAUGCCCGGUGAAACUUUCGUGGGGAGGGAUGACCCGGUCGAUGACGAACCGGGCCCCUAUGACCCUGAAAACGAAACCCGGGAUGCGUGGGAGGUACGGCUUCAUGCUGCCGGUUACUUUCCGCUCCCCACCUUCUACGUCCUUGACAUCCCUUCCCGUGUAUCCAAAAUCGCCUUGAACAAAAUUCGUAGGAGGCUCCCAGAUGGGUAUACCCUCCUGUAUGAGCCCAACUGGCCCAACAUUGUCGAACCCCACCGGGAGGACAGGAUAGGGUUCCACACCAUAUCACUGGAUGCGGGCAUAGUUUUUCCCCUUCGCCCCCUCCUAACCGAAGUAUGCCACGCGUUUAGGAUUUUUCCCAGUCAAAUAACACCUAACGCCCACCGGUAUCUCCAUUCCUUUGUAAAUAUCUGUAUUCAUUUGAAAAUCUUCCCCUCUUUGCGUCUUUUUCUCUUUUGCUUUGAAGUCCUACCGGGCGGAUCUGGCUGCGAAGGUUUCGUAUUCUUCAAAGCCCGUACCGGUAGGAAGUUCAUUUCCGAAGUCCCUCAGAGUAACCGGGGAUGGAAGGAAAAGUUUGUUUUUAUCGAGUUUCACCCUUUCGUCACUCCUCUGGCCGGUCUGAAAUGGAAUGACCAUCUCCUCGACCAAGAGUAUGCUGCACCGGCUUCCUCCCUAGACUUGGAAGCGAAUCUUGAGGUCCUUAUGCGCGGGGAUCCUUUCACUGGGAGGAUCUUCCAUUAUGGCAGCUGGGUUUGGAGGGUGGAGUCGGGUGGUGAGGGUACCUCCCCGGCCCAUGAAGCAGCGGGGCGCGGGGUACCCUCCCCGGGCAACACUGCAGAGGCUGAGGGCCAGAACCACCCAGAUAUGGAGUUCAAAGAGUUCGCCAUCCCUGACGACCAACAAGCGGGAGAGACCGGGGGCUCUCAAGCCAAUACUGCCAGAACCUUCCUGGUCAAUCCAGAGACCGUGGAAAUCCUCGACGAGGAUGAGCCCCAAGACAACCGGUCCAAGGGGAAGGAGAAGGAGAAGACCGGUCGACGGAUGAAGAAGGUGGCCACCACGCACCCUUCUUAUGCCAAGAAGAGGGCAAGGUCGGAUCCUGAGCCGGCCGGCCAGACCAUUGAAGAGGCCUUCAUUAAUCUGGGGCUGAGGCUAAAGGAGGCGGGGGAAAUCGGACCCCUCUCAGCUGACCGGCUUGGUUUGGGCUCUUCUCCAGAGUUUGCCCGGCUGAAGAAGGAGAAGGAGGAGAUGGCUCUCAUCCUGAAGAGCCAAGCUGAUGAGCUGGCCAGGCUAUCCGGGCUGACCGGGUCGAUGAGGGCGGAGAUCUCUCACCCCAAGGAAGAGAAUGGCCGGCUGAUUGGAUCCUUCAGGAAGGAUCCUUCACGAAGAGAAUGGCCGGCUGAUUCUAUACCAGGAGCCUGAAGGAAGGAAGAUGAUUACCGCGAUUGGAUCCUUCGGAUUCAAGAGCGGUCAAAAGAAGGACCGGAUCGCCUCUCACCGGGUACUGCUCAGAAGAGAUCCGGACUUCACCGCUGCAUCCUACGGCCUGGCCUCUAUCCGGACUUCACCGCUGCAUCUCGCUGCGCCCGGUUAUUUUUGUAAAACUUUUAGCAAAAAUUUCCCCGGGUAUGCCCGGCGUACUUGUAAACAUUUGA